AUGCAAUUCGAUGCCAAAAAGGAAUCAAGUUCCAGUGACCCAAAAUUGAAAGACGAGGAACACCUUCACACUCUUUGGAGCUGCAACUAUCUUCAACCCGACUUCCAAAACCCCAACCAAGGGUUGGUCCGAGGUUCAACCAGCCGCACAAGAGUCUUUGCCUUGCUGCAGGUGGCAGGUGAGCAAAGGCCUGGCACCGCCCUGAGACAUGUGCCGAGGUUCACACGUCACGAAGAAGUUUUCUCUUCCCAACAGCGUCACUUGAUGCGGAGGUGCAGGUCGAUCCUUUGGAAAAGUGGACUCCGCAGUAAAUCAGCAAGAGGAACAGUGCGGUCCAUUUUCCCAGCUCUGCAGCAGAACACGAUGCACCCAGCGACACGAGUUCAACCAGCUGCACACAAGAGUCUUUGCCUUGGUGCAGGACCGUUCACCAGGAGCAGCAUUGGAUCCACCAGGCUGAGGCGCUCUAAGGCACCUCAAGGAUGUCGAGGUCGAGGGAUGUCAGAACGAGAUCUUCCCACUCCGAUGCCGAGCAGAGGCGCAGUGUCUUAUUGCUUCGCUUUGCGAGAUCUUCAGCGCCAGUGUUGCUCUGGGAUUUCCAGUCCUACAACAGUCAUUGGGAGCCCCUCUGGCGUUCACACCGAGCAUCGCGGUGCUUGCGGCUGGCUUCGCUUAUGUCAGUAGGAAAUUGCCAGAGACGAAGAACCGAGAAGUGGAAGACAUCUUGGCAGACUUCAAUCAACGAUGAUGUGGAAAA
Cladocopium goreaui is the source of this 757-nucleotide messenger RNA. The record is from the annotation of a GenBank genome assembly. NCBI's taxonomy places the organism in Eukaryota, Dinophyceae, Suessiales, Symbiodiniaceae.